Sordaria macrospora k-hell is the source of this 939-nucleotide messenger RNA. RefSeq names its product mitochondrial 54S ribosomal protein uL15m. Gene Ontology annotation, molecular function: structural constituent of ribosome. Gene Ontology annotation, biological process: translation. Lineage: Eukaryota; Fungi; Ascomycota; Sordariomycetes; Sordariales; Sordariaceae. The record is from RefSeq and is a predicted model, not a curated record. Gene Ontology annotation, cellular component: mitochondrial large ribosomal subunit.
AUGCCUCCCAGGUUACCGCUCGCCCAGGCGGCGCGAUGCUGCCAGGCCUCCCUCACAGCGACGAGACCUUCAGUACCUGCCUCGUCGUCGUCCCUCAUUUCCCUCUUCGCCGCCCUCUCCGUCCAGACCAGAAGCGCAUCCAUCCUCGCCAGCUUGUCCGACAACAGGGGCGCCUACCACAAGCGCAUCCGCAAGGGUCGCGGUCCCUCUUCUGGCUAUGGCAAGACUUCGGGUCGUGGUAUGAAUGGUCAGAAGUCCAAAGGAAAGGUCAACCCAUGGUUCCAGGGUGGUCAGACGCCUUUGAUCGUCUCUCACGGCCGCAAGGGUUUCGUUAACCAGUUCGCUGCCGACAUGUCCGAGCUGAACCUCGACAAGCUCCACGAAUGGAUCGAAGCCGGCCGUAUCGACCCCACGAAGCCCAUCACCCCCAAGGAGAUCAUCAAGUCCGGCAUCAUCGGCAGCAGCAUCAAGGACGGCAUCAAGCUCCUCGGCCGCGGCAAGGAAGGGUUCAAGAUCCCCAUCAACAUCACGGUUUCGCGCGCGUCCGGUUCGGCCAUCGAGGCCAUCGAGGCCGCCGGCGGCAAGAUCGUCACCCGAUUCUACACUAAGGAGUCGCUCAAGCGUCUGGUGCAGGGCAAGUCUCUCCACACCGAUAAGCCGCUGCCGGUGGGCAAGGAGCACGUGGAGGAGAUCCUGGCGCAGGCGCGGUCGCUCAAGAAGAAGUACUACCGCCUGCCGGACCCAACCAGCCGUUGGGAUAUCGAGUACUACAGAGAUCCGGCGCAUAGGGGCUAUCUCAGCCACCAGCUCGCGCCCGGCGAGUCGCCCAGUUUGUACUUCAAGGUGCCGACGGGCGGCGAGAAGGUCAAGGUGGUCAGGGCCGAAAAGGUCAAGGCCAGCAAGACUGGGGAUGCGGUGGUGUCGGAGAAGCUCUUCUAA